GCGCUGGUGGUCGGUCGGAUACAAACGACAACCACGCCUGCUCCGCACCUCUCACGAAUGGUAGCAGCUGCUGACAUCGUCCGCCAUCAUGAGCAAGAAAACGCUGCGAGGGACGCGCCUCAAGCGCUCUGAUGUGAGCAUGCCCGAGGGCGCAGUCAUGACCCAGAACGUGGUUGAUGCGGAUAUGCCGCCCAUGCCGGAGCAGCACCUGCUUGACCAGCAGCUGUUGCAGGUGCUUGAGUCCAUGAACAUUCCAAAGGCCAAAGUGCAGGAGAUGCUGCAACAGCCGAACCAGAAGAAGUGGCAGCUCGUCUGGGGACAGUACAAGCACAAGGUGCGACACACGCCCGGCCACUACCUCAACAGCCUCGUUGCGCAUCUUGAAGCGCGUGACAAACAGCGCCGCAAGAAAUCCAAGUCGCUCAAGUUGCCAUCUGGGAUUGAGUCUCCGGCAACGAUAUUGCGCAACAUCGAGAUUGCCCUGCGCACCAAUCCGCUCAGCUGGGUGAAGGAGUUUAUCGGCUAUGAGCCGCCCUACGACGAGAAGGACAAGACGGUCACGCGGCGCAGCGGCGGCCUCAACAUCCUCAUGGAGUACUUUGCAAGCAUGUCCGACAGCACAAGGUGA
Salpingoeca rosetta is the source of this 628-nucleotide messenger RNA. RefSeq lists its product as uncharacterized. The transcript is spliced from 5 exons. Bases 89 to 628 code for a protein of 179 amino acids. Gene Ontology annotation, biological process: cell migration; cortical actin cytoskeleton organization; regulation of cell shape. Gene Ontology annotation, cellular component: cytosol. The record is from RefSeq and is a predicted model, not a curated record. NCBI's taxonomy places the organism in Eukaryota, Choanoflagellata, Craspedida, Salpingoecidae. Gene Ontology annotation, molecular function: small GTPase binding; actin filament binding.